UGAACAUUAAUCUUCGACUAGCCACGAUGGCACCGACAGGUGUCCUCACCGCUAUGGAGAAGUGUUGCGUCUGGUCACUGAUGGUUUGUGGAUUGCUGCCGUUUCGUUUGGACACCGCGGAAAAUCGGUUUGUGUUAAGUGCCCCCCACUAUUGGGGCAAUGUGGCGGGCACCGUGGUCUAUGCCGUCACAUCACCAUUCACCUACUGGAUUCCGAUCAGCGGAAUAGUGCAUCCGAGCACACCGCUUAACUACUACAUGAUGGUGAUACAGUUCCUGUUCAUGUACAUCGUUGUAAUAAUGUCGCGCCUGAAAGCUGUAGCCAACCGAGGAAAGCUCUGCCAGUUGCUAAACGCUCUGCUGGCACUGCGCGAGCAGACGAUGCAGGGCGCGCCAGGCGUAUCGUUUGCCCCAACAUUGGCCCGCAAGCUGCUCGCAAAGCUGCUGGUAUUCGACCUGGGGAUGCUGAUUCUGUGUGCAUCCUUCUUUCGCACGUUUCUGGACCUGAACCUGUCGUUGUUUUAUUCGUUUCUGGGAUUCUUGAACCUGCUGCAGGUGAGCAGCAUGAACGUUGCCAUCAACUUUCUUCUGUUUGUGCUGUACAAUGCUGUCAACAUCCACAUGCUUCUCAAUGCUCGUUGCAAGGAUGUCGCGUGUGGGCCAAGCGCUCCGAAAGAAACCGUGCGCCUGUAUCUGAUGCACACGGAGACGACCCUCAUCGUGCAAAGCAUCGUGGAGGUCGUGAGCAUGCCGAUACUACUGUUGUGCAUCUGGUUUUUCUUCAUCAUCGUGUUUUCGGUGUUCUACACGUACACGAGCGUUGUGCAGGAUCUCCAGUCGGGCUCGGUGAAUGUGUUCCGGAAUGUGAUCAACCCGGUUUCGUUCUUCAUCAGUGAGGUAGCGCAGGUCUACUUUCUGGUAUCGGCGUCGGCCAUGUUUACUGCCUGUGCGCGAAAAAUCAUUUCGUACGUGAGCCUGUACACUGGACGCAUUUCGGACGGCCCAGCAGAUCAAGCGGUCAGCCGACUGACUAGUGGUGCAGCAACGGUGGAAAACAACUUCCUAACAAUGCAAAAUGUGUUCUCCAUGUACAUUACAGAUCGAGCUGCUCACCAUCGAGCAUUUGAGCCGGGACUACACGAUACGCAUAAAAGGACUGUUUGCGGUGGACAACACGAUGCUGUUCUCGGUAAGUAUUCGGGCUUUGGCGUAAGCGCGGCGAGUUUAUUAACGGGCACUUGUUUUGCAGAUCGUCGCCACCACUACCAGCUACAUGAUUAUUUUAGUGCAAUACUAUCUCCAGGAAUGAGUCCUCCGAAGUCCAUCCCCAACAUGCGCUUCGGAUCAAUAAAUGUAGCAGCAUCAGGCAUCGGUGUCGUGGGGAAAACCAGGCACGCGUGCAAUCAUAAUAUAUGUAUGUUCAUUUGCUAACAGUAACGGGCGUCGUUCCGUCUUCGGUCGGCCAAUUUGCAUUCCGGGCGCUCAGUCCUCAACAAUGCAAGCUCAUCGCUGGUGGACCGUUGUCGAAGGCUUUGUGCUGAAGUUUGUGUUUGGCAUUUUGCCGUUACAUUUUGAUCGUCACAGGCGGC
Anopheles stephensi (Asian malaria mosquito) is the source of this 1588-nucleotide messenger RNA. RefSeq lists its product as uncharacterized. Gene Ontology annotation, cellular component: membrane. Gene Ontology annotation, biological process: sensory perception of taste. Lineage: Eukaryota; Metazoa; Arthropoda; Insecta; Diptera; Culicidae. The record is from RefSeq and is a predicted model, not a curated record. Bases 27 to 1430 code for a protein of 467 amino acids. The transcript has 2 exons.